AUGGCCCCUCCAUUGCCGCCGCCGCCCGCGAUGCAGCCUCCGUCGUCCAAUGUCACCCCAGCCCCACUGCUGCCCGACGCAGGUGCAUCAGCCUCCGAAGCCUUACAAAACCUAAGCCUCCACGUUACCCAUUCCUCCUUGGGUCUCGCAACCCCUGUUGACGGUGACUGCGGUGGAGGAUCCUGCAGCAAGCCGCCACUAGCGCCCAAGAAGAAGUCCAAGUCCAAGUCGAAGAGGGACAAAAACAGCAUCUAG
This is a messenger RNA of Miscanthus lutarioriparius, 255 nucleotides long. Lineage: Eukaryota; Viridiplantae; Streptophyta; Magnoliopsida; Poales; Poaceae. The record is from the annotation of a GenBank genome assembly.